Molecule: messenger RNA, 1854 nt
Organism: Durotheca rogersii
Lineage: Eukaryota; Fungi; Ascomycota; Sordariomycetes; Xylariales; Xylariaceae
Product: glycosyltransferase family 62 protein
Exons: 2
Coding region: 590-1678 (362 amino acids)
Biological process (GO): protein N-linked glycosylation; cell wall mannoprotein biosynthetic process
Cellular component (GO): mannan polymerase complex
Molecular function (GO): alpha-1,6-mannosyltransferase activity
Source: RefSeq, a predicted model, not a curated record
UUCAGUUCAAAGUACCUCACCACACAAAGUCGGCAUCGGAGGUACAUGGUAGCAAAUAUCUGCUAAAAUUAGGCUGUGCAUAGGUACCUAGUACCGAUCUUCCUAGGGACCUCACCUAGCGACCUCACCUAGCGACCUAGGUACUUCCUGAGAGACACACUGUUGACACCCGGUUGGCAGUCAAUUUCGUCCCGCGUCCAUGUACUAUGGCACCCGUCCCAAGCGUGGAGGUACCUACAUCCAUAGCCUAUCUACAGAUACAUUAUAGGCACCUGAGGCAUUGGUAAUUUAACACCGUCUUUUUUUUUUCAACCAACGACCGUCAGCCCGACCCGGUCCAUCACGAUCGCUUCGUCAACCUCGUUAUCCUUCCAAUCUGGCAAUCCUGUUCCUCUUCAUAGACGACCUUGUCGGCCCCCUGCUGGCGAGCCGGUGCCAGGACGACCUCGCGCGAAUCCGACCUUGACUCCCUCAAUGGCCCGUGCUAAUUCUUGAUAUUUUUUCUAAACUUAACUCCCGCCCGACGUCUUGCUCUGCACGCCGCCAACCUUCCUGGCGGUCCUGGUCCGGUAGAUCCCAUCUAUCCACGAUGGCGCGCCCUCUAGGGCCAGUCCGUCUGCGGAGGACAAACUACGUCACCCUAUUCAUCGGCGCCGUGCUAUGCGUCUUCAUCAUUUACUUCCUCACUGCCUCGAGCUCGCAACCCAGUAGUGCAAGCCGGAUCCCUACUCCUACCCGUAAGCCUACCUCGAAGUCGAGUCUCAUCGCCGACCGCCCGCCCGUGCGACGCUUCAACCUCAACAACGUUACCAUUACCGCCGACCCCAUCGGGAACCGCGAGGCCGUCCUGAUUCUCACGCCCAUGGCCCGGUUCUACCAGGAAUACUGGGACAAUCUGCUGAAGCUACAAUAUCCCCACGACCUCAUCACCCUCGGCUUCAUCUUGCCGAAGAAUAAGGAGGGAAAUGCGGCGACGACCGCGCUGCAGGCCCAGAUCACCAAGACGCAAAAGGGGUCCGUGAAGGACCGAUUCCGAAGCGUCGUCAUCGAGCGGCAGGACUUCGACCCUCCCCUGACAUCGCAGGACGAGGGCGAGCGGCAUAAGAUGCAGAAUCAGAAGGCCAGACGCGCGUCGAUGUCCAGGGCACGGAACUCGCUACUCUUCACAACGCUCGGGGCUGACACCUCGUGGGUAUUGUGGCUCGACUCCGACAUUAUCGAGACGCCGCCUACCCUGAUUCAGGAUCUUGCGGCCCACGACAAGCCCAUUAUCGCGCCGAACUGCUACCAGAGGUAUACCGACCCCGAGACGGGAAAGCCGGCAGAGCGGCCGUACGACUUCAACAACUGGCAAGACAGCCCGACCGCGCAGGAGAUCGCCGCGAAGAUGGACCCCGAUGAUAUUCUCCUCGAGGGCUACUCCGAGAUGGCGACCUACCGGGCGCUGAUGGCAUACAUGGUGGAGCAGGUGGAGCAGGUUCACCUCGAAGUGCCGUUGGACGGCGUCGGUGGCACCGCGUUAUUAGUCAAGGCGGACGUCCACCGGGACGGUGCCAUGUUCCCGCCCUUCCCCUUCUACCAUCUAAUCGAGACGGAGGGAUUCGCGAGGAUGGCGAAGAGGCUAGGCUGGCAAGCUACCGGGCUACCCAACUAUAAGGUCUACCAUUAUAACGAGUAGAGCGACGGAAACGGGGGCCAACACGCGACUCGACGCUUUCCAUCGUUGUCCUAACGAGAUAUUGUAAUCUGCUACGAGUAUCGGACUAUUAUUGCAUUCCAGGGACGAAGAGUUCGACCAUUCCCUCCUCCCCCCCCCCUACAAACAUACCGUAUCAUUUUCUACGAGCUAAGCAG